Messenger RNA from Helobdella robusta, 4597 nucleotides. RefSeq lists its product as hypothetical. Lineage: Eukaryota; Metazoa; Annelida; Clitellata; Rhynchobdellida; Glossiphoniidae. Gene Ontology annotation, cellular component: nuclear pore. The transcript is spliced from 37 exons. Gene Ontology annotation, molecular function: protein binding; structural constituent of nuclear pore. Bases 1 to 4452 code for a protein of 1483 amino acids. The record is from RefSeq and is a predicted model, not a curated record.
AUGGAGGCUCGUGGCGCAUCUUUUGAAAGUUAUCAAGAAAUACCGAGCACAUUAUCUAACAGAUUUGACAGUAAUAUUAGUUGGAGGGAAAUUAAUAUUAAAUCAGUCAACACAAUAAUCACAAACUUCAAAAAACCUAUUGUCAUUUUGUCGGCAGUUUUGAUAAAAUAUGCCACUCAGACUAAAGUAAAUCAAACUAUUUUUGCAGUAAAUCAGCGUGAAAUAAGAAAUAUCAAACCAACAUGUCCAGCUGGUGGCUAUCCAUAUAGGCAGAGUGAUGACUUACAGUUACUUACAAGAAACAGGAAAAUAGAGCUGACUGUUCUAGAGCUAACUGAAGUGAGUUUCGACUUCAACCUGAUAAAUUCCAAUUUGCGAAUAAAGUUUGAGGGAAGUCACAUAGCCAGUGUGCCACACAUUUACGAAUCAAAUGAACAUGUUUUCAUUUUAAUUGCUACUUCAACUGGCAUAUUUAGAUUUCAGUUCAUCCAUCCAAAUACCCAACACAAGGAUGUUGGAAGUUUAAGCUUAAGAGCAGAUGUUCAGUCAAUUUUUUCAAAUGCUACACUUUCGUCUUGCUUGGGAUCUCCUAAUUAUCACAUGUUCUCAAUUUCUGGUCCUGAUGUCUCUGAUUGUGUUUGCUGCUGUGCUUUUCAUUCCUCCAAUGACUCCAGCGUGUUUGCUUUUUCUCAUCAAACUGGUUCCAUCAGUUGCUUCAAUUUGCCUCAUCCAUCCUCAUUCAGUUCAACAGUUUUGACAAGAGAAAUAAAGCAAGGAGUGAUGUCUCGCUUCUUGGGAGGCCUGGUCACUAGCGUCAUGAGAUCUAGUGCAUCAGUUAAUCAGGGUUGUGCCAGCAUGUGCAUGUAUGAAGAUGAGUUAGGUGGCAUGUUCAUCUGUGGAGUCACAUUUGAUUAUAAGAUCAAACUCUGGUCCAUUAGCUCAUCAGAGCUCUUAUUGACUGAAGAUCCAAUGAAUGAUGAUUUCAUAGAUAGUCUGAAGAACAAUACUGUCUUAGGGUCGAAAAAUCUGGUGAUGAAAUACAUUCAUGAUACUUCUGCUGGUUAUGCCGUCUUCAUGGCUGUCUAUCUUCAUAAGCCAGGUGGCUCACAGUUUCAAGUCUAUCGAAUCAACAAUUCGCCAUCUAAAUCAUCUAUGGAACUAGUCGGCCAGGUGGAAGCAAAUCAGGCAAACGUCAUAGAUUACAUUUUUGACAUUGAUGUUUUGUACGUCCUGCUGGAGUCGCCACAGGAAGGCUCUUAUGUCCAGUACCAUUACUUAGAUUGCAGUUAUGCAGAUCAAGUUGGUGAUAAGAACGGCAUGUACACGAGCUGGUUCAGUGUCCGCAUGCACAAAGGUGUACCAAAAACUUCAUACAAACAUGCCACGUCUGUACACGGCGAGAAGUUGAGGAGUGCCUCAAGGAUGCAGCUGAAACAGGAAGUCUCUGAUGCUAUUGAGGACAAGUUGCACCAGACAGCAUGUGAGAUGCAGUAUGAUAUGGAGGAAUUCGAAUUUUUGGAGCUUCAUCAUCAGCAGUGGUCCAAGUUCUAUGCCAGUUGUGUUUACUUUUACAAGCAAUCGUUGAAGUACUUGGGUAUCGUGAAAGAUUCGAAAACUGGACUACUCUUGCUCAUCAAGACGAGUGAUUUGAGCGUGUUGAGAACUUGUGAUGUCGUCGAUCGCUACCUUUUAGGCGUUGGAGCUGAUUUUGAAAGUUUUGGACUCGAUGUGCCUCAUUAUCUCAAAACUUUUCCCAAUUUUCAAUUCAAUGGACAAUCAUGCCACAACCUGAACCUUCUACGCGAAUAUUUGGCGGUCGUCUCACAAACCAUGUCCUCUACCAGCAGUGACUCUAACGAGAAUGAAUUCUGUAAAGACGGCGAUAUCGCAUCCACAUUCGUCAUCUCUAAAUACUGCGUCAAAGAAAUAGCCGAGGAACACAUAAAAAGAAACUUUGAGUUCUUAGACGGAAGUUUGAGUCAGCUGAACAAGCACUCGAUGAAUGCGAUGGUGGAGAGUUUGAGGAUGCUGGUCGACAUGAUUGAUCUUCGUUCUGCAGUUGAAGACGACCAGGCCAGUGCUGACGUUGAUGAUCCUGCUUUUCAAGCCAUGGAAAGACAGGCUGUAAGGUUAUUUUUCAGUAAAGAAGGAAUGAGAUCACUUUGCACGAGCAUUGAGCAGUUGAUGACGAACAGAUAUAAGCUGGCUUGCAAUGUACUUUCUCUCAUCUACUUCCUCAAGAAAAAGGUGCAAGGGCGUUUGGUAACGGAGUUGAACAAAACAGUCGAGCGCUUGGUGACUGUCAUGAACAUCUUCAGAUCAAUCAUCUGGUCCAUUAACACCCCCGUGUUUCAUGUUAAAACAAAAUGCUUAGACUCGACGAAAAAAGUGACCUCCCUGAUGAAGUUGAUUUGUGAGCAGCAGAGCAUGGGGGCUCCUCUCACUGAAGUUCCAACGUUGACGCUGAUGGAGCUGUUUGUAGCAACUGAAGGUCGCGGCGUGCUUGCGAGUGAAUUGACGAGACACCUGAUGAGAAAUCGGUCGAACAAGUCCACACCUCACAUGUUCUGUUGGCCGAAUUUAUCAGGCUUGAAGUUUGUACUGAGCCUUUUGUACCACGGUCAGCACGUCCAUCUGCAAACUUACAUCCAUAAUAUGGUGGAUUACUUUGAAGAGUGUGAGGGCUCGUUCAAUCUCAUCUUGGGCCUCUCUUCACUCGUCACAGGGGAACCAGAAAAAGCCUUGUACUACUUGCAGACAGCUGGUGAGUAUCUUGACAAGGAGAAGUUGUUGAUGGAGUUGGUUGAAAAAUCAGAUCUACAAUCGAUUAAAACAUAUUUCUAUUUGUUGGUGAUGGAGUUGUUUGAAGAGUUCAACCUGCCAUCAUGUUCCAUCGACGCUGCUCACCACAUCCUUCCGUUUGUUUCCUCUGAUGAUCCUAAGUUGGUUACUCUUUGGAUCAAAGUGUUCAAAAACUCGAUGGAUCUGGAACUCUAUGAUGAGGCAUUCACUGCAAUUCUUAUGAAUCAAGAUAAGAGCAGCCGCAGAGAUUGUCUGAGGCAGUACUUCAUGAAACUUUACGAGGAAAAAGAGUACAGCUUGAUUGGAUCGAAAGCAAAUCAGUGUCACGACCUGUUCAUCAAUCAUGAAUUGAUUGAUCUGCUUGAGCAGCAAGCCAGGAUGACUGAUUUCACUAAGCAAUCAUUCUACGAACUUCUUCAUGCAAUACAUUACCGCAAGAAGAACUAUCAAGCUGCUGCAACCGUUUUGUACGAGUUGGGUAUGAAAUGGGGAUAUGAGGUGGGGGGCAUGGAAGGACUAACCAAGAUGAUUCAUUGGAUCAGAACGUGCAUUUCUUGCCUGCAUCUACUUCAGCCUCUAGAUGCUUUUGUGCUGCUGCCUGCUGAGCUGAAAGAAAGCAACUUCUAUAGGGACAUUCUACAUCAUUUGAACUCUAAAAAGAUCAAUUCCGCUACUGAAAAGGUUCCAACUGGCUCCAAAGUGGUCCUCCUCGACUUGAAUGAAAUUGAAAGAGAAAAUUUUUUGUCAAUUUGCCUAUUGUGCAUAUACAACCUGCCCUCUACUGAUAAAAAGAUUUUAUGGAAGUCAGUAAGACUGAGUCCGGAUGAGACACUGGGCCUGCUCUGCAAUGCAGGCAUCUACGACAAAGCAUUCAUCUUGGCCGAUCACUUCAACCUCUCUUGCUCUGAAGUCUUCGAAUCGCUCACGAUGAGGUUCAGCACUUUUUAUUGCUUCGUCAGUAUCAUGAGAACGUUGCAAGUGGCUCUAUGUGGCCAAUGCAUUAGACUUUCCAAUCAACUUUUCCAACCAUCAACAUCUUCUUUGGCCUCCUCCGGACAGAACGCCGAGUGGUUGGAUCAUAAUUAUUACACAAAUGACGUGGAUAAACAGUACUGUUCAGAAGCCGAUAGGGCAUGGAGGUACUUGAAAUUUUCUCUGGAAAAUUAUGAGUCCACUGAGACGAAAGAGUUUCCACUCCCACUGAAGACGUUGUCAACCUCAUCAACAACUUAUCACAGAGCUAUCACAAAAAAAUUAUUAUCAUUCAAUUUUGCGCUGCCCGCCUGGUUGGUUGCCUCCUACAAGCACCUGGAUGCACCCGAACUGAUGCACGUUCUGUGGGAGCAUGGCGAGAUCCCCGAACUGACCGACCUCAUCGUUGAUUACAUGCAGGCUGUUGCUGGCAGAGGAAGCGAAGCAUUUAACAUCACUGCUAGUGAGCCUGAAUUGAAGUGGGAGGACUUGUAUCACCGGCGAACGUUUCUGCCUUACACAUUGAUUCACGAAGUUGUCAGCAACUUGGAGAUGCUUUCUUCAACCCAUCCUGCCUUCAAAAAAAUGCUUGAUAGGGUAACGAAAGCCAUGAAUGGUUACCUGAAAUUUUAUGAAAGCCAUGCAAACAUUUACCAUUUAGCUCACCAUGAAAGAUAAAAAUUCAUGAACAGAAAUAAAUCAACGCUGUACUUUUUUACGUUAUUAGGAAGGAUUAAUAAACUUUGUUGCUACUAUACGUAUUUUAUAUUUUAUUUGCUUUUAGAUAAAUUUCAAUAAAGAAAACUCUUCUUCUGGCUGUAAA